Messenger RNA from Ilyonectria robusta, 567 nucleotides. RefSeq lists its product as uncharacterized. The coding region runs from base 1 to 567 and encodes 188 amino acids. The transcript is spliced from 3 exons. Lineage: Eukaryota; Fungi; Ascomycota; Sordariomycetes; Hypocreales; Nectriaceae. The record is from RefSeq and is a predicted model, not a curated record.
AUGGUGAUGGAAGUGGAGAAUGGGAUUAGAGGGACGAGAGGGGGAGGAGGGAGUGCCAUUGAAGAGACUAUCGGAUCUGGCCUUUUGGCAUGUCGCUCCCCGCCGGCAGAUCCGCUUCUCCGGGGAGACAGUCAGGGUCGUAAAUUUAGCGGUUCUGGAUACCACAUCGCAACUGUGACAUGUGUGAAAAUCAGGAACAGGGGUAAUGAAAGGCAUGCAGGGAUCCACAACCAGGGUUCAGGACUAGCAAUACUGGACGGAAACAAGCCGCGGGAUAUUUGGGUACCCAUCUCAUGGCGUGAUUCUUACUGUAAUUCAAACGGCCAUCCGCUCGGGGACCAUACACAUGCCGAAUUCCAAACUUUAGCUCGAAGCGAGAGCCGAAAAUCGACACUCGUCUUCCUUUUCUGGACAAUUGGACCUUUGUGCCCAUGCCGAGGACGGGGUGCGUGUGACUCUGACUGGGAGAAAGUCACGCACUCCGAGAUCGGCCUGGUCUUUGAGGUCUUGCAUAGGAGCUUCUCGUUACAGUGGGUCAAGAGACCAUCUGCGUUACGGUUACUAUAA